Molecule: messenger RNA, 1188 nt
Organism: Metopolophium dirhodum (rose-grain aphid)
Lineage: Eukaryota; Metazoa; Arthropoda; Insecta; Hemiptera; Aphididae
Product: putative nuclease HARBI1
Exons: 5
Coding region: 1-1188 (395 amino acids)
Source: RefSeq, a predicted model, not a curated record
AUGAGCCACGAGAGCAUAGAACUAUUUGUUAUGUUAGAUUUAAUGGGUUCAUUGAACAAUGAAUUAAGAAGAAAAAUCGUUCUUAUUGACGUUGAUAGUUCAGAUGAUGAAUUUGAUUAUGAAUUCAUCGAUCGCUUACGGCGUAAUAGAGUAAAACCUUUUAGAGUGCAAGAUUUUAUCUCUCAGGCAAUUCCAAAUUUUACACACAAACAAUUUCAACAGCACUUUAGGUUGUCACCAACCUCGUUUGAAAGAUGUUUGCUUAUUUGUGCUCCCCUUCUACAGAAAACUUGUGUAGAAGGACGUAAAGGUUCGGACGAAAGGCUUCAACUAUUGUCAGUUAUUUGGUUACUGGCUACGCCAGAUAGUUUUCGAUCAGUUUCUGACAGAUUUGAUAUUGGUAAAAGUUCCCUGCAUGAUAGUUUUGUCCGUGUAACUACUGUUUUAUAUAGAUUAUCCCCAACAAUUAUUAAUUGGCCCGAAGUUGAACAAAUUAAUCAAAUUCAACAAAAUUUUGGUAAGAUGUCAAAGACUUGUCUGAAUAAUAUAAUAGGUGUUAUUGAUGGAUCUUAUAUUCCAAUACCUGCACCUAAGAAGUCAGCUAAUUCUUAUCUUACAAGAAAAUGUUUUCAUGCAAUAACAUUGCAAGCUGUAUGUGAUGAUAAAUUGAGAAUCAUUGAUGCAUUUGCUGGUUAUCCUGGAUCUGUAGGUGAUAGAAGAAUAUUCACAAACUCUAUAAUUUAUGAACGAAUUUCUCAAAACAAAAAUAGAUAUGCUCCAGGUCAAUAUUUCAUUGCUGCAGAUAAGGCAUAUCCAAUACUGGAAUGGUGCAUUCCACCAUAUAUUGAUCGAGGUAACCUUUCUGAACAAGAAAAGUUUUUUGAUGUUUCAUUGUCACGUGCUAGACAGUCUAUUGAAAGAUGCUUUGCACUGUUAAAAGGUCGUUUUAGACGUUUGAAGUAUUUAGAUAUGAAAAAAGUAGAACUGAUUCCACAAACUAUAAUUGCUUGUUGUGUCCUGCAUAAUAUUUGUUUGCAGUUUGAUGAUAAUCAAUGGAUGAAUAAUUUGAUUUCCGAACAACAACCUAAUAUUGGUGACGAUAUUACUGCUGAGCAAUUAACUUGUUACAUAGAAAAUACGCAGUCUGGCUGUAUGAAAAGAGACCAAAUUAUGGUUUCUUUAACUUAA